This is a messenger RNA of Sphaerodactylus townsendi, 2917 nucleotides long. Its product is annotated as neural proliferation differentiation and control protein 1-like. The transcript has 10 exons. The record is from RefSeq and is a predicted model, not a curated record. Bases 218 to 1156 code for a protein of 312 amino acids. Lineage: Eukaryota; Metazoa; Chordata; Lepidosauria; Squamata; Sphaerodactylidae. Gene Ontology annotation, cellular component: membrane.
UUCAUUCAUAAAGACCCGCAGUCCCUCCUCCCCCCCCCCGCCCCCAGCCAGGUUUUCUCACGCAUUGGGCUGGGUGCCAGCAGCUGCAUAGGGGACAGCCCCCCCCCCCCCGGGUACAGCUGGGAGGGGGCGCUACUCCCCCCUCCCCCCUUUCCACACACACACACACACACACACACAGAGAGAUCCCCCUGAUCCCUGCAUCCUUGGAAAGGAGAUGCUGGCCAGAGCGAUACGAUGCUUGGGGUUCUUCGCAGUCCUGGUAGCCACGGGGGCCAACUGGGAAGCAGAUCCCCUCUGCCCUGCCAGGUACAAGCUCAACUGCCUCCUUCGCCGACGGCUGGGCUGUGGGCCUGAAGGCGCGCCAAGCUGCGGUCCUUGUUUCCAUAAUUAUGAAGAGGAUGCGGAAGGCAACUGUGUGCCGAAGAGAACCCCCAAGCAUGAAAGCAAAUCAAAGACCCAGAAGAGGCCCAAAGACUUGCCAGGCCUCAUCCGCUCCCUCCUGGCCAAGCACGAGAAGGACUUGCGACCCCCAAGCAUGGAGAUCACUCUUCCUGGUGACAUGGUACCGUAUGAACCCCCAAGCGUCCCCACCACUUUCCCAACUUCCCUUUCUACAAACGCCUCCUAUGCCGUGAGCAGCGCCCCGGCGUCUUCUGAGACAUACGAAGACACCCCAGUCUCAACCACCACACCGCCGAGGCGUGUGAAAGUGGAUUUCAAGCAAAGGUCUCGCCCCCCAGCUCCUAGUCUGAACAAAGCAGUAUCCCUCACUCUGGUGGUGAUGUGCACAGUCACAGGUGUCUCCGGGUUGGUGGUCGCUGCCAUCUGCUGGUACAGGCUUCAGCAAGAGGUACGCUUGGCUCAGAAGAUGGCCUACACAACCACUCGGGGAAACCAGUACCGGUACCAUCAGCCCAGUGCAUAUAUGGAUUCCAGGUUAGCUCAGUCUUGCCAAGUCCACCACUAUCAGCAUCAGAAGAAACUUCUCACGAGUGAGGACAAAGAUCCUCCAAAAACAGUCGAGCAGCUCUCCACAGAGUCUGAAAAUGAGGAUUACACUGUGUAUGAGUGCCCUGGACUGGCACCGAGUGGAGAGAUGGAGAUCCACAACCCGCUCUUCGACACCUCCACCCUACGCCGAUGCCCUCCCUAAACGCUCACCCAUCUUUCUCUCUCUCCUUUUUUUGUUUCUACAUACCCUGUUCAUCUCCACUUGCGGAGAACUCAGGCUUUCAAACGUAUUCAUGCCCCUGGGGUGGGGUGGGGUAAAUACUGGGUGUGCAUCCGGCUCCCUUCAGGUAUAACAGCAUCUAUACCGACAGUACUUCCAAAACCCUCCUUUUAUCCCACCCUAAUCUUACGGAGAUCGUUUCUCAGAACAAAGAGUGGAGGCUACUAUUAGGAGAUUCUUGUUGUAGAUCUGCUUCAACAUUCGUGUGACCAUAAGCCAUCAGUACUAGAGUCCCAGCCUCAAGCAUACAAAGACCAUCUACAAGAUGUCCAGAUCCCAGUAAUUCCCCAACUUCAAGGGGUCCAGCAAGGUAGAUUUACAGUGUCAUCCUAAAAACACCUACAACCCUCUAAGCCACAGCCUAUUGAUUUCCUCAGAUUUGGAAGGGCAAAAUACUGCUUAGGUUUGCAUUGCUAAUGAGGGCAGCAUACUUAUACAUGCAUGGCUGUUGAUGAUACAGAUAUGUAUACCCAUUGGCAUUGGAAAAUUCAGCUCGGCCUUGUUUGAACUGGCUGGAUGCACCUUCUGAUAUUAAGAAGCUGGCCCCCAACUCCACAGUCACUGAUUCUUGUGUUGGGGCUGGAUUGGGGCUCUAGCCUGUAUGUCCUCUUAUUUAUUUACAGAACCACUUUCUCUUCUCUGCUCAAAGCAGAGAACGCUAUUAAAACCAGGGCUAACGCCCAAUUAGGUUGAUUGUUAGGAAUCGCUGUUGGUGAAUGAAGUCUGCCUAGGAGAUGACGGAACGGUGCUUCUAGAAUAAUAUUUAGUACUUGUACAGUGCUUUCAAGUAUUCCGAGUGUUUCAUGGACGUGCCGUCCUUACAAUGUUGUAAUCCUUCCACCAACCCUAUAAAGUAGAACAUUGUUAUAACCCCCAUAUUGGAGCUGGGAGGCUGUGACUGAAAGACGGUGACUUGUCUGCGGCUACUUAGAAUGUUUUGUGCUGGAGAUGAAAUCGAGACCAAAUAAUUUCUGACGAUCCAUAGUUUACUGCUCACUUUUAGCUAGCUUUACUUUGUUUAAAAAGCAAACUUACAGUUCAUUUCAGAUGGUGCAGAUCCCCUUACAAGAGGCAUUCUUUCUUGCCAAAAUAGGAAGGAAUCCCUUGUUUCAGAUGGAGCAUGUCGUCUUCUGUGCUUUUCUUUUGUUGAUAGCUGUUCUUUAAUCAAUAUUUGAUUAAUGUAACAUAAAAAUCUGUAGCAUUGUAAAAAUAUAACGACUGAUACCAACAACCUUAAAGCAAAACAGCAUUGAAAUCAUUAUCCACAGCCAAGAAUACCAGAAGUACAAAGGAGAAGCCAGAGAAAUAAAUGCCUUUGCUCGGCAGCAAAAGCUAUACUGAGAGGUUGCUUCUGAGGUGGCCCUUCCCAAACCAUCUGUAGAUUUCUCCUUCAUGAUAACCUUCAGCAUGGACCACAGAGAUCUGAGUUUCUCAUUCCCCCUCACCUCUGCCCAUAUAGUUGAUGUGACUAUCUAAUUCCAUGUCUGCGUGGCAUAGAAUCUGCAUGAGUGAGAAACUUUACAGGCCUAUCGCAUCGAGCCAUCCCCUGUAUCUCCUCCUUCUUCAUGCUACAACUUUGCAUUUUUGCCCUACACGAGUUUUGUCUCUGUGUAUGUGCUGGAAGCCACACAUUGGUUGGAAAUGUACACAUUGUAUAUUACAAGCAUUGUACAUGUGUCUUAA